Molecule: messenger RNA, 1753 nt
Organism: Trematomus bernacchii (emerald rockcod)
Lineage: Eukaryota; Metazoa; Chordata; Actinopteri; Perciformes; Nototheniidae
Product: G protein-activated inward rectifier potassium channel 3-like
Biological process (GO): regulation of monoatomic ion transmembrane transport; potassium ion import across plasma membrane
Cellular component (GO): plasma membrane
Molecular function (GO): G-protein activated inward rectifier potassium channel activity
Source: RefSeq, a predicted model, not a curated record
CCACACACACACCAAACACACACACACAAACACAUACAUAGGCCAUGGCGUUGGAGGACUCGGUGUUCCCCUCCCUCCCGGAUUCUCUUUCGCUCCCUGUGGAGGAGAAGGGGGAAGAGGACGAUGUGGAGGUGGCCGCCGACGCCACCGGAGUCUUCAACCUAUCGGAGGAGCUGGGCCAAAUCGUCACCACAGAGACGCCAUCAACACCUCCGCUUGCCAAGGUCAACAGGUCUUUCCAGGCCAAGUUGGCGGAGCGAAAUGCCCAAGCCAAUGAGCCCAGGAAGAAGGUCGUGCAGGAGAAGGAGAGGGGACGCUUCGGCUGGGCCCGGGCUCGGCGUAAGAGACAGCGCUACGUGGAGAAGAACGGUCGCUGUAACGUGUCGCACGGUAACAUGCGGGAGACUUACCGCUACCUGACCGACAUCUUCACCACGCUGGUGGACCUCAACUGGCGCUCCUCGCUCGUCGUCUUCGUCAUGGCCUACGCCGUCACGUGGCUCUUCUUCGGGGCCAUCUGGUACCUCAUAGCCUAUUUAAGGGGGGAUCUGGACCAUCUGGAGGAUGAUACGUGGACGCCGUGCGUCCACAACGUCAACAGCUUCAUCUCCGCCUUCCUCUUCUCCAUCGAGACGGAGACCACCAUCGGAUACGGCCACCGCGUCAUCACAGACAAGUGUCCAGUCGGCACCAUGCUGCUGCUGCUGCAGGCCAUCCUGGGGUCCAUGGUCAACGCCUUCAUGGUGGGCUGUAUGUUUGUGAAGAUCUCGCAGCCCAACAAGCGAGCGGAGACUCUGGUGUUCUCCAAACACGCCGUCAUCUCUCUGAGAGACGACAAGCUCUGCCUGAUGUUCAGGGUGGGCGACCUGCGCAGCUCCCACAUCGGGGCCAACAUGAGGGCCAAACUCAUCAAGUCCAAACAGACCCAGGAGGGUGAGUUCAUCCCUCUGGACCAGACGGACAUCAGCGUGGGCUUUGAGACGGGCGAUGAUCGUCUCUUCCUGGUCUCUCCGCUGGUCAUCUCCCAUGAGAUCGACUCAAAUUCCCCGUUCUGGGACAUGUCUCAGUCCCAGCUGCAGAAGGAGGACUUCGAGAUCGUGGUCAUCCUGGAGGGAAUGGUGGAGGCUACCGGCAUGACGUGCCAGGCGAGGAGCUCCUACCUAGCGGACGAGGUGAUGUGGGGUCACAGGUUCAGCCCCAUGAUGCUGCUGGCAGAGGGCUUCUUCGACAUCGACUACGGAGCCUUUCAUCACACCUUUGAGGUGACCACGCCCUCCUGUUCGGCACGAGAUAUCUCAUUGGCUGCAGCCAGACUGGACGCUCACCUGUACUGGUCCAUCUCCAGCAGGCUGGACGAGGAAGCCAACUCUGACCAAUGAGGCGUCCAGGCAGCCGGACAGCGUCUCGGCCAAUAGCAAAGCAGGAGAGCCCACCUUCAUCGUGGGGGAGAUGACGGACAUCCAGGAGCAACGGGACAGGGCGAGCUGAACGGCAGCGUCGCCACCAUCCAAUCAGAAUCAGAGGCCUAGAAUAGACAAUGUUUACAAAGACCUGAAGUAUAUCACCACCUCACCACUUUUAGUGUUUGCAAAUCUUUUCUUUCCAGGGGAAUGAGUAGUUUCAUUAGGCCUAGUUCUAUGGUAUAUGCCAUAUCUUAUGUUACCAUAUGAAGGAGUUUCUUUCUUGAUAUUCUUUUGUCUUUUAUUUCUAUGUUGAUCUUUGUUACAAGUGUACUGUAUGUGUGCUAUCUUUU